This is a messenger RNA of Peronospora matthiolae, 966 nucleotides long. NCBI's taxonomy places the organism in Eukaryota, Oomycota, Peronosporomycetes, Peronosporales, Peronosporaceae. The record is from the annotation of a GenBank genome assembly.
AUGCCUGCCGCUUGUUCAUCAGAUGGCCAUCUGAUGAACGUUUUGGAGCGUCCACAAGCGUGUGGAUGUACUACGAGUGAGUGCGAUGACCUCACUUGUGGUACGGUCGUUAGUACGACUGCACGAAACCUUAGUGUACCAAACGGUUACACUUCGGAGCAAAGUUCCGACGGCUGUGAGGAAACACAGGCUGCGCCGAAGGUCCACCACUCGAAUAAGUCGUGUGGACCGGGACAAAGAUGUAUCCCUAGCGGGGAACAUCUAGAAGAGAAACAAUCGAUCGCUCAGGUUAAGCGAAACGAUAAUCCUAGAUCGACUGGAGAGUCUUUCGUAGAGGAUCUCGCUGUGGUUGCGCAACCCCAGCUAGAGGAAGUAAUGGGAUUAAGUCCCAAGAUUACAAACACGGCGGAAAUAAGUUCCCCGAAACCCGCGGGAAUAAGUCCCCGGGAAGCCGAAGGAAUAAGUCCUUCGAGGCCUGAGGGAAUAAGUCCCCAGGAAAUGACAGAGACAUUGAAUGUCCUAGUCAAUGACGGAUCAAGCGUAGGCGCUUAUACACUUGAUAUGAUUGCGCCUCCGAAGUUGACUUCGGAGAUCACUCAGUUGCCAACGCUCGAACAUAAAAGGUUCUUGCGUGAUCUGCGUAGUGGCAAAGUCAAGCAGAUCUGCGUACUCGUCGCUGACGACGAGUGUGUAACCGACAUAAGGUCAGCAACAGUGUUUACUGAGAACGAGAGAGUUCUCAGUAGUUCAUCUAUGGACGAGAGUGUCCUAGAUGAAAAGACACGAAUUGAGCGAUAUGACUCCCAAUCGUGGGAAUCGCUCAAGAAAAAUCCUCUCUAUGAAGAUUUGGUUGAAUUCAAGGAUGUAUUCCCUGAAACUGUUCCGUGCGAAUUACUGAAGGAUAAAGGUACUCGACACGAGGUCGAGCUUAAACCAGGCUCGAAGUACUGUGUCAUGAAGCAGUGA